ACGCAGCGGCUACACGGAGCAUGCGCGCUGAUGACGGCGUCAUUCAAGAUGGCGACGUUCCGGAAGACUCGAUGCAGGGAUUCAGCUAUGGGAAUAUUCGCAGUUUUAAUGUCACUGCAGAUCUUUUCUGUGAGCUGCGCUUCUCUGUCACCAGCAGCUGUUGUGCAACAGGACGCUGUUAAGGAAAUAACUUCAAACAUCACAGUAGAUCAUCAUAAGGAAGUGUCGAAUACCCAGAACGUCAGUAAUGGGAGCAAAUUGGGCAAGGUUAUGAAUGUGACGGCAGCUCCCGCUAUUGUGGCCGACAGCAGCACCAAAGCAGCAGUCACUCCCACCGCUCCACCUACGACCACUGCCGCAGACCAGCACAAAACCGCUCCAAAACAGACAACACCUGCCAAACUUAGAGCACCAGAGACUACCGCUGCACCUGCAGACACGCCAGCCGCCGUCUCCACCCCUGCAGGAGGCAAAGCAGAGAGCACCGUAGAUUACAUGGGUGAAAGCACGUCUCUAGGACUGGCUCCAGAAUUGAAAGGCAACAUAGAUAAUGAGGAUGAUGAUGAUGAUGAUGAUGGUGAUAUUGAUGAUUACAUGGGUGACAUUGAAACACCUCAACACACCCAGGGUAUGGGGAAAGACAACACUCCCCCUGAGAGCGCUGAAAAAAUACAUGUUCAAAUCAAGGACACAACCAUCUAUACAACCCAGGAUGAAGAUUCCCACUUCUUCUUUCAUCUGGUUGUCAUCGCCUUUCUAGUUGCCAUUGUGUACAUCACCUACCACAACAAGAGAAAGCUGAUGCUGCUGGCUCAGAGUCGCCGCUGGCGGGACGGCUUCUGCUCACGCGGGGUGGAGUAUCACCGCCUCGACCAGAACGUCAACGAGGCCAUGCCUUCGCUCAAGAUGACCGACGAUUACAUCUUUUGACCAACUGAAGAAGAGGAAAUGCAAACGGUUGAUUUUGUCUACACAUGGUGUCUUAUUUAAUCAAGGGGAGGAGGGAUUGUGCUUUCACAGUCGUUUGUUUAUUUCGUGUGCAUUCUUCAGAUGGGCUUUUCUGCUUGUGUUUUCUUUGGUGUCUGACAGCAGAUGUUUUGAAUGCUGCUGAUGUGUGUAAAGUUUUCAGACUGUUCUUCAGCAGAACGUAAUUUUUACAUGUCUGCUGGAUCAUUGUUAAAAAAAAAAAAAAAUGAAGGUAUGUCCCUAUAGAUGUUUGAUUAUAAACUUGCUUUCUGUUACAUAGGCCAAGCACAAAAUACAUUAAUUUGCUUCCAUUACAGUGGUUUGUUGACCUCUGUGCUGUGAAGAUGUGUGUUAGAGCUGCACAAUUAAUUGUUAAAAGAUCACAAUCUUGAUUCAAACACUCACACAAUCUUAUUCCUAAAUGACAGCGAUUCAUCGCUCUAUUAAACCUUUGACAAGCGAACAAUCAGAUCUGCGUUGGCAGAGAGAGAGCAGUUGUCACGCAUAGCUAUGAAACGGCUUUUUAACCACACAGUAUCAUUAAUUCUGUGGAACAAACAUUCAAAUUAUUACAGAAGUACUGGGAUACAAGUUCGUAGUUCGGAUAUAAACACUGAUGUCUACGGUAGCGAUCAAAACAGAGUAAAUAACUUUUGGAAGUAACUGAUGCUUCAAAUUGUAUCAUCAAGAUUGUAUCAUUACAUCGUUACACCACUAGGUGGUGACAAGUGACUGUUAAAAAAUGUAUUUGUCAUUGAAUUAGUCAUUCAAGAGAUUUGUUCAAAAACACUGCUUCAUCACGUCUAUGAGUGAGUCAUUGAAUCAUUCAAGACCUUUGUUCAAGAAUGCUGAUUCACCCAGUAAUGAAA
Messenger RNA from Megalobrama amblycephala (Wuchang bream), 1835 nucleotides. RefSeq names its product linkage group 18 C5orf15 homolog (gene lg18h5orf15). The coding region runs from base 31 to 930 and encodes 299 amino acids. The record is from RefSeq and is a predicted model, not a curated record. The transcript has 3 exons. Lineage: Eukaryota; Metazoa; Chordata; Actinopteri; Cypriniformes; Xenocyprididae.